CCCUGUUAUUUGCCACAGGCGCAGACCGUGGCAUUCUCCCAGAAACGUACGCAACUUGGACAACCUACGCUCUCUGAAUGCGGCCUCUGCAGGUUCCAUCUCAUUCUCAGUCAGACAUUGGAACUGCCAAUCUGCUGUCAACAAGGCAGAUUUCAUUUCUGCAUUUGCAAUCCACUCCAAUCUCAGCGUGCUGGCUCUGACUGAGACCUGGAUCCAUGCUGAGAACACUGCCACACCCGCUGCCCUGGCCUCCAAAUUCAACUUCUCCCAUACCUCACGCCCCAACAGACGAGGGGGUGGUACAGGUUUGCUUCUCUCCAAAACAUGGAAAUUUACCUGUCUUUCUCCCUCUUGCUCAUACACGUCCUUUGAAUUUCAUGCUGUUACAGUCACUGACCCUGCCAAAAUGCAAUUUCUUGUUGUUUACCGUCCUCCAGGUCAACUGGGGAAGUUCAUAGAUGAAUUUGACACGCUACUGUCCACCAUCCCAGAUGAUGGAACUCCUCUUCUGGUCCUUGGUGAUUUCAACAUUCAUGUAGACAAGCCACAUGCAGCUGACUUUCUUGCUCUCCUUCCCACAUUCGACCUCAAUCAGUUCACCACACCAGCAACCCACAAAGCCGAACAACCUCCUGGACACCAAGGAGUCUGGCUUCAAGAGCAACCACUCCACGGAGACUGCUCUGCUUUCCGUCACUGAAGCCUUACGACUAGCAAGAGCAACCUCUAGAUCAUCUGUCCUCAUCCUACUUGACCUCUCUGCUGCUUUCGACACUGUGAACCAUCAGAUCCUUCUGUCAACUCUCUCCAGCCUGGGCAUCACUGGAAUGGUUCUGCGCUGGGUGGAAUCCCAUCUCUCUGACAGAUCCUUCAAGGUAUCAUUGAGCCUGACGAUCCAUCCGUCUCUGCACGCAUCUCUGCUUGCCUUUCGGACAUCUCGGUCUGGAUGAAGGAAAACCAUCUUAAGCUUAACCUAGCAAAAUCUGAGCUUCUCGUGAUCCCGGCCUGUCCCUCAAUCAACCACAACCUCACUGUACAGCUCGGCUCACUCACACUCAUGCCAACCAGUACGGCCAGGAACCUUGGGGUGAUUCUUGAUGACUGCUUGACCUUUACAGACCAUAUCUCAGCAACUGCAAGGUCCUGUAGGUUCAUCCUUUACAACAUCAAGAAAAUCCGACCCUACAUCACCAAACAGGCUACACAGAUACUAGUUCAGGCUCUUGUUAUCUCUAAACUGGACUACUGCAACUCACUGCUUUCAGGCCUCCCAGCCAGCUCCAUCAAACCCCUUGAGAUGAUUCAGAAAGCUGCAGCACGCCUCGUCUUCAACCAGUCCAAGAGAACCCAUGUCACACCCCUCUUCAUCUCCCUCCACUGGUUUCCUGUAGCUGCCCGCAUCAAGUUCAAGGCCUUGAUGCUCACCUACAAGACCUUUUCAGGAACAGCACCCUCCUACCUCAACUCUCUCCUGAAGGCCUACGUUCCCUCUCGCAAUCUGAGAUCGAUUAGCGACCAACGUUUAGCAGUUCCAACUCAGCGUGGUGCAAGGUCCCUUUCCAGAACCUUCACUCUAACUGUUCCUCAAUGGUGGAAUGCACUUCCAAUCUCAAUCCGGACCGCAGAAUCUCUCACCAUCUUCAAAAAACAGCUAAAGACCCACCUCUUCCAUGAACACCUAACCAACUCAUAAUAAUAAAAUUUUUUUUUUUUAAAAAUGCACUUACACCUCUACUCUGCACUUUGCUUCUUCUGGAAUUCAAUUAAUAGAUCUUGUAUGGUAGCACUUCUUGUAUUGUUCUCUGCUUGAUGUAUCGCUUUGCUUGUAUCUUUCUCAUUUGUAAGUCGCUUUGGAUAAAAGCGUCUGCUAAGUGAAUAACUGUAAAUGUAAAUGACUAUGGUCCCAGCUGCCUUGAGAUCAUUGACAAGAUCCUCCCAUGUAGUUCUGGGCUGAUUCCUCACUGUUCUCAUGAUCAUUGCAACUCCACGAGGUGAGAUCUUGCAUGGAGCCCCAGGCCGAGGGAGAUUGACAGUUUUUUUGUGUUUCUUCCAUUUGCGAAUAAUCGCACCAACUGUUGUCACCUUCUCACCAAGAUGCUUGGCAAUGGUCCUGUAGCCCAUUCCAGACUUGUGUAGGUCUACAAUCUUGUCCCUGACAUCCUUGGAGAGCUCUUUGUUCUUGGCCAUGGUGGAGAGUUUGGAAUCUGAUUGAUUGAUUGCUUCUGUGGACAGGUGUCUUUUGUACAGGUAACAAACUGAGAUUAGGAGCACUCCCUUUAAGAGUGUGCUCCUAAUCUCAGCUCGUUACCUGUAUAAAAGACACCUGGGAGCCAGGUGUUGAGUCAAAUACUUAUUUCCCUCAUUAAAAUGCAAAUCAAUUUAUAACAUUUUUGACAUACGUUUUUCUGGAUUUUCUUGUUAUUCUGUCUCUCACUGUUCAAAUAAAUCUACCAUUAAAAUUAUAGACUGAUCAUUUCUUUGUCAGUGGGCAAACGUACAAAAUCAGCAGGGGAUCAAAUACUUUUUUC
Molecule: messenger RNA, 2528 nt
Organism: Ictalurus punctatus (channel catfish)
Lineage: Eukaryota; Metazoa; Chordata; Actinopteri; Siluriformes; Ictaluridae
Exons: 3
Coding region: 947-1693 (248 amino acids)
Source: RefSeq, a predicted model, not a curated record